Fusarium mangiferae is the source of this 1155-nucleotide messenger RNA. RefSeq lists its product as uncharacterized. Lineage: Eukaryota; Fungi; Ascomycota; Sordariomycetes; Hypocreales; Nectriaceae. The transcript has 3 exons. The record is from RefSeq and is a predicted model, not a curated record. The coding region runs from base 1 to 1155 and encodes 384 amino acids.
AUGUCUCCUCAAGAUACGCCAACGGCCCUCGUGGUCACAACGACUGUUCUCUCAACUGUUGCCUUUCUCGCCAUCGCCCGCGCACUUCUCUACCCCGUGCGCCCGAAAACCAUUCGCAAUCCGCUCAAGGCGGGCGUGUACGACAAGGCCAAUGCUGAUAAGUUGAAGAAUCUUGUUUAUCAACCUGAUCAGUUUCCUGGCGCUCGAGAUGUCGAAACCCCAUACGGAAGCAUACGUGUUUACGAGUUUGGCCCUGAGAAUGGUGAAAAGGUCUUCUUUGUGCACGGCAUCAGCACUCCCUGCAUUACUCUCGGGCCUAUAGCUCUUGGGCUCGCCAAACGCGGCUAUCCUGGACUAACAUCUCUCGAGGAUCUCUUUGGGCGUGGUUUCUCCGAUGGUGUCGCUGAUAUUCCACACGACGCCCGUCUCUACGUCUCCCAAAUGCUUCUCGUCUUGGCUUCUAGCCCUCUUGCAUGGACCGGUACAAACGCCUUCCGCCUUGUUGGCUAUUCUCUCGGCGGUGGCAUCGCAGUUCACUUUGCUAAUGCGUUUCCUAACCUCGUACGCGACCUUGUGCUCCUCGCGCCUGCAGGUCUAAUCCGCGCCUCCUCCUUUGGCCGCGUCUCUCGAUUCCUCUUCGUCUCUGGCCUAGUCCCGGAGCGCAUUCUCGCCGUUGCUACACGCAGUCGUCUUCAAAAGCCUAUCGCGGCUUCAGCCAAGCCACCUCCCAAGACGCCCAUCGAGGCAGUCACUACGCCACCACUCAAUGUUGCCGAGGCAGAGGUGGUUCCAGCGUCCGGCGAGGCCGUUACGCCGUUGGAGCAACGUGUCAUGGAGUAUGUGCGCUGGAUGGUCACCCAUCACAGUGGUUUCGUCCCCGCGUUCAUGUCGAGCAUUCGCUUUGCACCCCUGACCGAUCAGCAUGACGCCUGGGCCAAGUUGUCCAAGCGUGCUCCUGGCACUACAGCUAUUUUACUAGCUAGAUCUGACGAGAUUAUUGACCCCGAUUCCUAUCGCCAGGAUGCACUAUCUCUCAUUGGCGGUGAGCACCAUGUCUGCUGGCGAAUUCUUCCAGGGAGCCAUGAUUUCGUUAUGACGCAUGCGGGAGACAUCCUUAGCGAGAUUGACGACAUGUUCAAUACUAAAAGGGUGUGA